Lacerta agilis (Sand lizard) is the source of this 3034-nucleotide messenger RNA. It is a transcript of the gene PCBP4, whose product is annotated as poly(rC) binding protein 4. The record is from RefSeq and is a predicted model, not a curated record. Gene Ontology annotation, molecular function: mRNA binding. Bases 325 to 1593 code for a protein of 422 amino acids. The transcript has 13 exons. Gene Ontology annotation, cellular component: nucleus; cytoplasm. Gene Ontology annotation, biological process: negative regulation of mRNA splicing, via spliceosome. Lineage: Eukaryota; Metazoa; Chordata; Lepidosauria; Squamata; Lacertidae.
GUGUGCAUUGUUCCUUUAGUGUCUCCUUUAUCCGCUGUAAUUGGAUCCUGGAGGGAGCCGGCGAGCAAAGGAGGGGCCGAGGGAGGCUGGGCGGGAUUGCAGGGGGAGGCAAAAGAGUCCCGAGGCUUCGGCCUCCCUAGCCUGUCAAGCCUUUGAUUUCAUUGUUCCGGGCUGAUGUCACUCCCAGUUGUCACAGACGCCUCUCCGGGUGACAAUGUGGGACUAGGAGGAGGCACGGCAAGGACCCCCCUGGACAGACUCCGAAGAUUUGGCGCCUUCUGCUCCUGCUAGACCCUGGGUGUUGGUUUCCUUAGGAGCAGACCCAUGCAUUCCUACAUCAUGGCAUCACCAGAUAGGAUGAGUGGCUCAGAUAAUGGACUAGACGAAGCAGAACUCAGCAUCACUCUCACCCUUCGAAUGCUUAUGCAUGGGAAGGAAGUUGGCAGUAUCAUAGGCAAGAAAGGAGAGACUGUGAAGAGGAUACGGGAACAAAGUACAGCCAGGAUCACAAUUUCAGAGGGAUCCUGUCCAGAACGGAUCACCACUAUCACCGGAUCCACUGAUGCAGUUUUUAGAGCUGUUUCCAUGAUUGCUUUCAAGCUGGAGGAGGAUCUGGGAACAGGAGCUGCCAAUGGAGGAACCGUCUCCAGGCCACCUGUCACACUGAGGCUGGUCAUUCCAGCCAGCCAAUGUGGCUCGCUCAUUGGCAAAGCAGGAGCCAAAAUAAAGGAGAUCCGAGAGACCACAGGAGCACAAGUCCAAGUGGCUGGAGACCUCCUCCCCAACUCCACCGAGAGGGCUGUGACAAUCUCUGGAGUACCAGAUGCCAUCAUCCAAUGCGUGCGACAGAUCUGCGCUGUCAUCUUGGAGUCUCCACCAAAAGGCGCCACUAUUCCCUAUCACCCCAGCCUGUCCCUGGGAUCAGUUCUUCUUUCAGCCAAUCAGGGAUUUUCCAUGCAAGGACAAUACAGUGGUAUGUCUCAAGCAGAGGUGUCGAAGUUGCAGCAGCUUUCUGGGCAGCCUGUCUCAUUCGCUUCCUUGGGACAAUCUCCAUCAAUAGUAGCAGCCCUGGACACGAACGCUCAGAAUAGCUCUCAGGAGUUCCUGGUUCCUAACGAUCUCAUUGGCUGCAUCAUUGGCCGCCAGGGCAGCAAGAUCAGCGAGAUCCGGCAGAUGUCCGGAGCACACAUCAAGAUUGGGAACCAGACCGAGGGCUCUGCUGAGCGUCACGUGACCAUCACCGGCACCCCCGUCAGCAUCACUUUGGCUCAGUACCUCAUCACAGCCUGUUUAGAGACGGCCAAAUCUACCUCCCAGACGCCCCCCGUUGACCUCGGCAUGACUUUCUCCCAGCCCCUCACCCCUUCGCCAGCCCCAACGCUGACAGCAGUGGCCGCGCCUCCCCCAGCCUUGCUUGGUGCCCCCUAUGCCAUCUCCCUCUCCAACUUCAUUGGCCUGAAACCCGUCCCCUUCUUGACGCUGCCCCCUUCCUCAGCCACGGGGCACAAUGGCAGCCUUGCCACCUACACGACCAAGAUCUCGACAGCCAAUGCCAGCAAGAAGGCUGAGAGGCAGAAGUUCUCCCCAUACUGAAACAGGAAGGUGGGGCAGGGAGGGGGAACCUUAGGAGAACCCUCACAUGCUUUGUUAGAUGGCAUCAGUGUCGGGCCGCUCCAAAGCGAGACUACCUGGGGAAAGAGGUGAGGGGGGGGGGAGCCAAAUGUGCAGGAAAGGAAGUGUAUGUGGGAGAGGAUAACCGAGACAGCUCUUGAAAGCAGUGCUGGCCAUGAGUCAGUCGGGGAAGCGGUGCUUCUGCAGAGCUCCCCCUCGGUCCUGGCUAAAGAUAUGUCUGUCAUGGGUAAGAGCAAUCAAGCCUCGUAGUUUUGCUUCCGCGGAACAAAUCUCUGCCCCCACACUAUAAAGUGUUAUUAUCCUUUACCUUCCAUAAACCUUCCUGAUCGCCUUCACCAAUGAAGAUGAAGAGGUUCUCUCUCCAUCUGGUUUCCUGACCAGUUUUCUUUUUUCAGGAAAACAUGUUACUCAAAGACAAUUGGAACCCCACUCAAAUUCUUUGUACUGUAUUGAUAGAGCUGGGGGUCUUGGGAAAGGUCCCAUCUCGACUGUGGCACUGGCUGGAGCUGGUUAGACCUUUGGUGACCCUAACAGAGAACAUGCUAUGCUGCUGUCUCUCAUGGGUUGCAUUUCCAAGAGCAGAACUGGAAAAGGGUUCUGAUUUCUAUAGAACUAGAAGCUGUGCAUGUCCUAGAAAUCACAGAAUGUACCAAAAAGGAAAUUCUUCAGUGUUUGGUUUUUUUGCCUAGCACUUCUCUCCUAAUAUAUGAAGCUGGCUGUGAGUUCCAUUUUAGUUGGAUUAGAAUACAGGAUGAGGUUUUCAUGACUGUUCAGCUUGGCCCCCGACCUCCUACAAGUGGUUGAAGGGAAUUAGUUUUCACCAGACCUUCUAAUAUUUAGCAUGAACUGGCACAGUGUAUGCAAGAAUUUGCUGGAUCAGACCGGAGCCCUAUCCACUCCAUCAUUAUGUAUACCCAUUGGCCAACUCAGAUGCCCAUGAGAAGACCAGAGGCAUAUAGUUGUCUUUCCUCACUGAGAAACAGAGCAGUUCUUUAUAAAUAUUCACUAUCUGUUACAAGGUAAGAGCUUCCAGCACCGGCAAUCCCAGCUGGUCACCUUAUUGUAUGUGGGCGACAUCUUCUCCCCUCAUUUAACUUUAUGGCAGAAAUCUGUCCUCAUAUAUAUCUGGCAGCAUGUGCGAUAUCUUGCCAUGCCACUCAUCUUUGGGUUUAUCUCUUGCUGUCGUGGGAUGACAUUUCCAACAAGUGCUUUCUAAUUUUGCUCUCAUCUCUUGCAGUGCAAUCCUAAGCAUGUUUGCUCCAGAAAUAAGCCCCUACCCCUUCCGUCACUCAUAAGUGGAUAUAGGGCUGCAGCCUUACUAAAUUCUGCCACAUUUUGUUCUCUUGUCAGCCCUUCUCUCUUCGUAUCAGUAUUGUAAGGGCACUUGUCUAGUCAGAACGUG